This is a messenger RNA of Cyprinodon variegatus (sheepshead minnow), 1812 nucleotides long. Its product is annotated as zona pellucida sperm-binding protein 3-like. Lineage: Eukaryota; Metazoa; Chordata; Actinopteri; Cyprinodontiformes; Cyprinodontidae. Gene Ontology annotation, biological process: binding of sperm to zona pellucida; egg coat formation; positive regulation of acrosome reaction. The record is from RefSeq and is a predicted model, not a curated record. The coding region runs from base 481 to 1746 and encodes 421 amino acids. The transcript is spliced from 8 exons. Gene Ontology annotation, cellular component: extracellular matrix. Gene Ontology annotation, molecular function: acrosin binding.
UGCUUUGCAGGUGAAACUGACAUGGUUUGUCACUGAAUAGGACUUAGACCCUACUGGAUACCCUUUACAAAAUUUGAAUUGGCAGGACACUGAUCUAUUUGCUCAGGUCAGGGAAACCUAACCUACGGUCGCCAUGACUCUUACUGACCUGUUUACUUUCAGUUUGCCAACUUUCUUUUGUCAUUUACUUUAGAAAUAUUUUUUGAACAACAAGAAAGACUCAGUGUGUCAAUUUCAGUUCUAUAAAGCUUAAAAGAUAAAUUAUCUGCUUUGGAAGCUACUCUCAUUUUUGAGUAAGAGCUGGUAUGAUUUAACCGAUCUCUGUUGCUAAAGUGAGGUUGGGACAUGUGGUGUGGGCAGGUCAGGAGGUGGGAUUGCAAUCCAAGUCAAUAGAAUUACUCCAUUAUAAAAGCAGGUCCACAUUUCCAUAUUCCUUACAGCACCUGGUGAGCUCUUUUGAUCACUUGUGGUUGUGAAGACAUGAUCAUGAAAUUUACUGGUGUUUGCGCUGUGGUGCUGGCCAUGCUUGGCAGCUUUUGCCAUGCUCAAUAUGGAAAGAAAACAACACCACCUCAGACACCACAGCAGCAGUUUCAGACAUUUGAAAAAAAAAUUGAAUGGUCAUAUCCUGGUGAUCCCCAGAUUGCUCCCAAACCAACUGGGCCAUUUGAACAGAGAUUUCCUGUUGCUGCUGCAACUGUAGCUGUCGAAUGCAGAGAGAGCAUCGCUCACGUGGAGGUCAAGAAAGACAUGUUUGGCAUUGGCCAGCCUAUCAAUCCAAAUGACCUCACCUUGGGUAACUGUGCUCCUGUUUCUGAGGAUAAUGCUGCUCAAGUGUUGAUUUAUGAAUCUGAACUGCAUCAAUGUGGGAGCCAGCUAGCGCUGACAAAUGAUGCCCUCGUCUACACCUUUAUUCUGAACUAUAACCCCAGAGCUGUGGGAGCCUCUCCUGUUAUAAGAACCUCCCAGGCUGCUGUCAUUGUGGAAUGCCACUACCCAAGGAGGCACAAUGUGAGCAGCCUUCCUCUCGAUCCCCUCUGGGUCCCAUUCUCUGCAGUAAAGAUGGCUGAGGAGUUCUUGUACUUCAGCAUGACACUUGUGACUGAUGACUUCAUGUUUGAGAGGCCAGUGUUCCAGUAUUUCCUGGGAGACCUGAUCCGUGUAGAGGUUGCAGUCAUGCAGUACUUCCACGUGCCCCUGCGUGUUUAUGUGGACAGAUGUGUUGCUACACUCUCCCCUGAUGCAACCUCCACCCCCAGUUAUGCCUUCAUUAAUAACUUUGGGUGUUUCGUUGAUGCCAGGAUCACAGGCUCUGACUCAAAGUUCCUGGCUCGCACUGAAGAGAACAAGCUUCGGUUUCAGCUGGAGGCCUUCAGGUUCCAAAACUCUGAAAGUGGAGUGAUCUACAUUACCUGCCAAUUGAGGGCGACAUCCACUUCCACUUCCAUAGACAGCCAGAACAGAGCAUGUUCCUACUCUGGCAGAUGGACUGAGGCCAGUGGAGUUGAUGCAGCUUGUGGUUCUUGUGACUCUUCUGAUGUGGUGCCAUAUUCCGCUCCAGCAGUUGAAUUUGGUAACCCAGUUGCCCUACCUGGAGGCAACACUGGUGGAGGAGGACAGCCUGGGUUUCCUAAAAUCCCCUUUCAGCGUCCAAGGAAAAGUCGUGAUGUGACCAAUUCUGAAGUUUUCCAAUAUGAAGGCACGGUCCGUAUAGGUCCAAUCCCCGUCAUGGAGAAGAAGAUUUGAAGAAAAAAAGUCCUAUGUGAUCUACUACUGUUGCCAUGAAGACUUAAAUAAACAGUAUCAUUGGUU